AUGAAACUAGCCAUCAUUGGUGGUGGACCUGCAGGAUUCUAUCUUGCCUCUCGAAUUCUCUCUCGCUCAUCCGACCCGGCUCUACGCAUCCAUAUAUUCGACCGACUAUGGUCUCCACACGGUCUCGUGAGAUAUGGCGUAGCCCCAGACCAUCCGGAAGUCAAAAAUUGUACCCAUAAGUUUGACGAACAAGUCGCGUCAGAUGGUCGGUUCAGCUUCUUUGGCAAUGUGAAUGUUGGGAACUCUGCUCCUCUUCAAAACACUAUUCAUAUCCCACUCCGCGAUAUUCAACGCAAUUACUCGCAUCUCGUCUUUACUACUGGCUGCACAGUGCCAACCAACCAUUCAGCCUUGCCGCCAUCACCUUGGGUUAUUCCAGCCCUCAGAUUUGUACAUUGGUACACUCAGCAUCCCUCUUCGCCUCCAGCCCCAGCUCUCGACAAGAUGACCCGCGUUGCGUUGAUUGGCAAUGGCAACGUCGCUUUAGACAUUGCUCGUAUGCUACUGACCGAUCCAUCUGUACUCCAGCAAUACGAUGUCCCAGUGUCCGUUCUCUCCAUCUUGAAACAAUCAAAGGUCUCGCACGUCGAUAUUCUGGCUCGACGGGGGCCACUUCAAGCGGCGUUCACUGCGAAAGAGCUUCGCGAACUAUUGAAUCUGCCCAAUGCCGCGAUGGAGCCUAUUCCGAGCGAACUCCUUGCUAUUCCUGCGGACACUACGCCAUCUCGAGCCCAAUCACGUAUUUUCCAGCUACUUCAGAAAGGCUCCAAGAUGAGCUUUGGGAACACACCUAAAUCCUUCUCACUGCGUUUUUUCGUCAACCCAACCGGUCUGGUUCCUCCUUUGAGCGAGGGGAUGCCCCAACUCCAGCUUGAACAAACCUCACUUGACGCAGCUGGCCGGGCGCUUUCUGGUUCUCGUUUACCGCCUCUGCCUGUUUCUCUCGUGGUACCAUCCAUCGGACUACAGCCAGACCCAGCUUUAGGGCCUAUAAGAACACGUGCCGGACGCGUCUUGAGUGCAAAUGGCCAUUCAGUCCUCAAGAACAUGUAUGCCGCAGGCUGGGCGGCCACGGGUGCUCGCGGUGUAAUUGCUACCACUAUGAUGGACGCUUAUGCAGUGGGGGAUACUUUAUUAGACGAUUUAGGAGGUUGUGAAGGAGAAAUGCACAUGAACCCGGAACCAUCAGAUGACCGACCUCCCGAAGUCAUCCAGACUGCAAACAGGAUUGUGACCUCGUACGCGGAUUGGAAACGCGUUGAUGCGGAAGAGGUACGCCGGGGCCAACAACAAGGCAAAGAACGUGAACGAAUGACAUGGUCAGAGGCGCGUGCAUUCUUGUGGGAUCUUUGA
Mycena indigotica is the source of this 1353-nucleotide messenger RNA. Its product is annotated as NADPH:adrenodoxin oxidoreductase, mitochondrial. The transcript has a single exon. Gene Ontology annotation, biological process: ubiquinone biosynthetic process. Lineage: Eukaryota; Fungi; Basidiomycota; Agaricomycetes; Agaricales; Mycenaceae. Gene Ontology annotation, cellular component: mitochondrion. The record is from RefSeq and is a predicted model, not a curated record. The coding region runs from base 1 to 1353 and encodes 450 amino acids.